Messenger RNA from Papaver somniferum (opium poppy), 1866 nucleotides. RefSeq names its product F-box protein At2g40910-like. Lineage: Eukaryota; Viridiplantae; Streptophyta; Magnoliopsida; Ranunculales; Papaveraceae. The record is from RefSeq and is a predicted model, not a curated record. The transcript has a single exon. Gene Ontology annotation, molecular function: protein binding. The coding region runs from base 312 to 1706 and encodes 464 amino acids.
UAUGUACUCACCGUUUUUUACAGCAUUCACAAUUUUUUUUACAAGCGUUAGUUCUACGCCCUACCAGGUUAUUAAGCAGAAGUUCAUGAUGAGGACAUGUCACAUACAUGGUGUACAUGGUUGUUCAAUUAGCUUCUCAAGGAAACAAAAUCAAUCAACACGAUUUUGUCAAAGUAACGUUAGAUGGGAAACAAAAUCCAACGAAUUUGUCAAAGAGACGUUAGAUUGGUAACAAAAUGAUCUUAUACGGUUACCAUAGUGGCAAAUAUUUCGGUGUAUUCGGUUCCCAAACAUAAGCGGAUAUUUUGUAUAUGUUUCCAUCGGCAUUAGUUUCUUUUCAUUUACCCACUAUCCCACGGUUUUUUUGUUUAACCAUCAAAAGAAAAAACUCCAUUGAAAUACCAGAGGGAAGCGAGUUCAACAUCUUUUUUGAGAAGAUGUCGAGGACGCGUAAAAAAACAAAGAGAACCCGAGUGAGAGCUACUAAAGAAAACAAAAACAAAAAGAUUCAUACUUCUAGUACUGUUUCAGACUCUUUUAAUGAAGAUAUAAUUCAGGAGAUAUUGAGAAGAGUUCCAACCAAAUCAAUCGUACGUUUCAAAGGCGUCUCUAAAGAAUGGUUGUCGAAAAUCCAACAGAAAAAGUUUGUUUCUCUGCAUGGCUCGAAUCCGUGCAUUUGUGUCACAGUUGAAGGUGCGAAUGAGGUAUGUUUACUCACAGCAAAUUUAUCUAGUGAAACAGUCUCAUUUGUGCAAAAUCAAAGGUUCAAAAGAGACGCACCCCCUUUAGGUGAUUUCGAAGAUAUUCAGUUUAAUUUUAGCACUGUUAAUGGUUUAACAUGUUUGUAUGAUUAUAAUGGAAAAGUAUGUAUAUACAAUCCUACCACUGGACAGAUGACACCAUGGGCUCUAACCCCAUUCAUGGAAUUUGAAUACUUUGAUGUAGUAGACCCAAGAAAUACCAUUAUUCAUCCAUUACCCCGUUAUAGGUUUGGUUUUGAUCCAGUCAAUAAAUUAUACAAGGUUAUAUGCAUAGGAGAGAUAUCUGAAAUUGAACUAGAUGAUGAAAUGGAUUAUGCUAUACCGAAAAACGUUCUAGAAUAUAUAGUAUGCAGUGUCUUAACAGUAACCAGAGGAGGAAAUUCAUGGAAGAAAAGAAAUGCAGAUGACAUACCAACUUGUGUGGUAGAAAAAGAUGGGGUGUAUGCAGACGGUUUCCUGUACUGGAUAAAUAAAUCAUACUCCAUACUUGCAUUUAAUGUUGGAAGUGAGAAAUUUAGUCAACUUAUUUUACCGCAAGAUUUCUGUGCUGUUAAUGAUCCUGAUCUAAUUGAAAUCGACGGACGCAUCGCUCUGAUAAAGAGGACAAGUAGGGACAUGAUCAAGCUCUGGAAACUGGAUGUUGAUGUAAUGAGGUGGAACUCGGAUACUAGUAGCAGUCAGUGGAUAGAAGAAACCAUCUUGUUGUCUUCUGGUCCCUGCUCGGAGGGAUUAAUGAACGAGAGGUUUAAUUUUAUAUCUAUUCCAGGGACUAGCUUCAUAAUCCUAACACCCGAGGAUAUAGAACCACCGGAAGAUAAGGUCCUACUUUAUUGUUAUGAUAUGAAGAGUUUUAAGGAGGUUGAUAUUACAGGAAUCUUGCCACUGCUGACACCCGACUCUACUUGUAGUAUUGCUGCUUACAUGGAGAGCCUGUCACUUGUUUAGAAGAAGCAACGAUGACAACACUAGUAUGAAGAGUUUGAUAUUUUGACUACAUUGCUUUCAGUCAGGUUUAUUUUUUUAUUUUUAUUGUAGUGUUCUUCUUGAUUUUUAUUUUGAAUUGGUAGCCAUCUCCAAUAACAGUAGUGAUUGUUAUUUUAUCUUA